This is a messenger RNA of Alternaria arborescens, 894 nucleotides long. RefSeq lists its product as hypothetical. NCBI's taxonomy places the organism in Eukaryota, Fungi, Ascomycota, Dothideomycetes, Pleosporales, Pleosporaceae. Gene Ontology annotation, cellular component: cytoplasm. The record is from RefSeq and is a predicted model, not a curated record. The coding region runs from base 1 to 894 and encodes 297 amino acids. The transcript has a single exon. Gene Ontology annotation, molecular function: kinase activity; ATP binding.
AUGUCUACCCUGGGAAACAAUAUCAGUCGGACGCUUGACGUCCUACUUCCAAAGAUACGGUCCCGCCGUCAAGAGUCGUCAGAACCUAUCGUACUUGGUAUCACAGGUCUACAAGGUUCAGGCAAAUCGACAUGGGCAUCGGAGCUUGUCAAGAUCCUGUCACAGGAUCACGGUCUCUAUACGAUAACUGUUUCGUUGGACGACUUCUACAAAACCCAUGAUGAGCUGGUAGCACAACGGGAUCGUGAUCCCAACAACAAGCUUUACCGUACUCGUGGACAGCCUGGUACACACGACGAGCAGUUAGCCCGAGAGUUUUUCAGCGAUUUGAAGAAAUACAACGGGAGAGGCAGCGUCAAGAUCCCGAGCUUCGAUAAGAGCAAGUACAAUGGUGAAGGCGACAGAGCGCCCCAAUCAGAAUGGACGACAAUCUCGCAAAAACCGGACGUUGUCGUCUUUGAAGGAUGGUGCGUGGGCUUCCAGCCCGUUCCACAGUCUUUCAUAGAAGAAAGAUAUACGCUGGCAAAAGCUGGGAAGCUCACAGUCAAUACCCCUGCGAAUCACCAACUUCCGCAUUUGUUCGAGGUGAACGAGAAUCUCGAGCGCUACUGUGAUGCAUUUAUGGGACCCAAGCAAUUUGACUUCUUCAUCCAUAUCGAUACGGACGACCUGAGAAAUGUGUAUAUAUGGCGUCUGCAGCAAGAGCAUAAGAUGAUUGAGGCGAAAGGAUCAGGGAUGUCAGACGAGCAGGUUCGUGCGUUCAUCGAUGGCUAUAUGCCGAGCUAUGAGAUAUACCUGGAGCGGCUGCGCGAGGGAUUGUUUGACGACAGAGGUAGGAUGGUGAGGGUGGUACUGAAUAGAGAAAGAGGGGUUGAAAGGAUUGAGGAGCUGUGA